This is a messenger RNA of Saccharomycopsis crataegensis, 684 nucleotides long. It is a transcript of the gene OPI3, whose product is annotated as bifunctional phosphatidyl-N-methylethanolamine N-methyltransferase/phosphatidyl-N-dimethylethanolamine N-methyltransferase. The transcript is spliced from 3 exons. Lineage: Eukaryota; Fungi; Ascomycota; Saccharomycetes; Ascoideales; Saccharomycopsidaceae. Gene Ontology annotation, molecular function: S-adenosylmethionine-dependent methyltransferase activity. Bases 1 to 684 code for a protein of 227 amino acids. Gene Ontology annotation, biological process: phosphatidylcholine biosynthetic process. The record is from RefSeq and is a predicted model, not a curated record.
AUGGAUUUCCCCCAAUUACAAGCAAAGAUUGUUCAUGUCAACAAUGUCUUCCACAACCUCGCUGCGGAUGUUGAUUUGAAUGACCCGUCUUAUAUUUUUUCCCUUUGCUUCAUUGCUUUCAAUCCCAUCUUUUGGAACAUUGUUGCUCGCGCCGAAUACAAUACCCACUUCCUUACAAAAUUAUUCGGAUCUGCUCGCCGUGGUUGUUAUUUCCUAGCAUUUACCAUUUUUUCUCUUGGUAUUGCCCGUGACUUUGUAUAUGAACGUGCUCUUGCUGCCCAGCCAACUUCCCAACUUCUUCUUUCCUAUCCACUUCUUACAAAUUACGUGUCGGUAGCACUUUUUGCUUACGGGAACAUUUUAGUUUUGUCUUCAAUGUAUGCCCUUGGUGUCACCGGUACAUACUUGGGAGACUAUUUUGGAAUUCUAAUGGACCACAGGGUUUCAGGUUUCCCAUUCAAUAUCAGUGAUAACCCAAUGUACCAAGGUUCUACUUUGUGUUUCUUAGGGACCGGUUUGUGGUAUGGUAAACCGGCCGGGAUCUUUGCUUCUUUGCUCGUGCAUUAUAUGUACAAUAUCGCUCUAUGGUUUGAAGAGCCAUUCACCGGAAAAAUUUAUGCCGAAAAGGCGGCCAAAGAUGAAAAAGAGGCUGCCAAAAGCGAAACAGAAGCUAAGAAUGAAUAA